Molecule: messenger RNA, 2388 nt
Organism: Corylus avellana
Lineage: Eukaryota; Viridiplantae; Streptophyta; Magnoliopsida; Fagales; Betulaceae
Product: nucleoporin-like protein
Biological process (GO): nuclear membrane organization
Cellular component (GO): nuclear envelope
Source: RefSeq, a predicted model, not a curated record
AGAUUUAAUCAUUUAAAUAAGUGAUGCCACGUGGCCUUACCCUAUUUACGAUCAUCGUCCCCACAACUUGAAUGAAGUCGUGCGCUCCCCGUGUCCCUGUCAAACCACCCAACCAUCGUCAAGCGAGCUUGGGACUGAGAGAGAGUGAUAAUGAGCGACGGGCAAACGCCGUCGUCGGGGCUAAACGGGGCAGGGGAUGAGAGGGGCGCUGGAGGGAAGGCCAGGAAGCCGCCGCCGCGGAAGCAGCCGUCUACACCGUACUCUCGGCCGCCGCUGAGCCAAUCCCAAGCGGAAGCCGGAGGCCAACGCCGCUGGCUAUUGAAGCUGGUCGAUCCGGCUUACCGCCUAAUUUCCAGCGGCGCCACACGGUUUAUCCCUUCGUUUUUUUCCAAACCAGCUUCCAGUAAUGCCCUUCCUUCUCUCUCGGAUCAAGACCACCAAGUUGAACAAGAUGGUGGGUGUGAUGAUGGUCAAUGCACAUUAGAUCUUGAAUUAAACAGAUCAAUUGUAGUAGCAGGUCCUAGCGGAGCAGCGGUGAAUAGUGGCUCUGACUUUGAUGGGCACAAACAAGACAAAAAUGCUGACCUUUCUGAUGAUAACAGGAUUAGUAAAAUUGAAAAGCUGUUGAAAGGGAAAAGAUUUUCUAGGGAAGAAGUUAAUCGUUUGAAGGAGAUAUUAUAUUCUAGGGCUGUUGAUCUUAAUCCAAACAUGACUGCAGGAGGAGAACCUGCGGGGCUUGUAGUAGCACAUGAAACUCCAAGAACUUCACUUGAAGAAAAAGAUUCAAAGAGAGCUCUUUGGGUGCCAGAUGAAGUUGGUGCUUCACCAGUUGAAAUUGCUAGAGCAUACAUGGGAAACAGAGCAUCAGAAAUAGGCCUUGGUUCUAAGAAUAUAAAAUCAGAAGAUGAUAUAGCAUUAGUACAUGGUGAUGAAUCUGCUGCAAAACCAUUUAUUCCAGCACCUUCGCCCAAGCCGUCCAUGUGCUGGCCUGGUGCCAUGGCACAGGAUCAACAUGGUUAUUUGACCCCACAAAGUCACAGAAGCAGAUUCGGGCUUGAUAACUUUCCCCGAACACCUUAUUCUAGAACUAUUUUUUCAAAGUCCAAGACCAGGAUCACUCAAUUACGAGGUGAUGGCAGUAGGAGCGUGAACAUUGCAUCAACUCCUUUGCAGCAAUCACAAACUCCUAUAUAUGGACAGGUGAAAACGAGUGAUGCACAGGAUAGUGACUAUGGAUCGGUGGGACCUAUGCGUAGGAUAAGGCAUAAACCUCUUGCAAAAUCUUCUUCAAGAGGAUCUGCAUAUUUUCGUUCUUCUUUCGACGGUCCUUCACAGGUGGAAAAUUCUAAUGUUUCUGAAGGCUUCUUGCCUGCUGUCAAGAAAAAUAUGGCACUUGGAGGAACAAGCGGCACUUCAAACUCCAAGUCAUUAAACAGCAAGCCACAGAGCUCUGAGGUGGGUGUUCCUAUGGUACAUCCACAUACUAAUCAGAUGGCUAGGAAGAUUUUGGAACAUCUUGAUAGAAGUCAGCCCUCUCCUAAAGAUAAGUCUGCUGAGUUGGAGCGAGCCGCCACAUGGAAGAAACCUGAAUCUUCUGAUGCCACCAAUGUAAUGUCAAAUGAGCAUAAUAGCUUACCAAAUUCUUAUAAGAAUAGAGAUCAGAUUGAACUGAAGAAUUAUGCUCUAAGGAUUGAAGAGAGGCGGAGCUCUCGUUUUAAGGUUCCACCUCAGGAGAGCACUUCUGAAGCUUCUACUGAUGCCCUAAAUAAAGGAGGUUUGGCUUCUUCGGUGACUAAGCCAGUUUUGCCUUCUAUAUCUAUUAGCAAGCCUGAGUCAAGAUGGCCGUUUGCUUCAGAUACGAGCUCUGGGUUUUCGUUCCCGGUUUCUUCCUCCGGAGUGGAGCCACCAACACCAACCAUCAUGCCAUCAUUCUCAGCUGCUGGCGGCGUGCAGCAGCAGCAGCAGCAGCCAAAAGAGGGACCUGCAGCUCCUUCAUAUAAUUUUGGCUCAAAGAGGUCUACUCCUGCCCUUGUUUUCUCCUUCCCUUCUUCAAGCAGUGCUAACAUUCACGAAGAUUCUUUGGGUAUUAAGUACAGCUUUGGAUCAGAUGAGAAUACGAGGUUAUCUUUCAGUUCGUUUGAAAAAGAUGCUGUCUGCUAUUAAUCUAAAACGGUGACGUUUUAGGAUCUUUGUUUUUUCUCCGUCUACUGAUUGUGCUCUAGUCAUUGUUCUCUUUAGUGGGAAUGGGUGAAAAAGGUGUUUGAAGCAGAAAAUUGUUCAUUUCAUCCAUUAAUACAUUGUUUCUUGGUACCCAUGAGACCGCCUUAUGGUUCAUUAAUGAGUUUAUAGUCGAUAAUAUAAUUUAAAAUAGGUGCAUCUAAUGUUGUA